This is a messenger RNA of Anopheles funestus (African malaria mosquito), 2943 nucleotides long. Its product is annotated as proton-coupled amino acid transporter-like protein CG1139. Gene Ontology annotation, biological process: amino acid transmembrane transport. Gene Ontology annotation, molecular function: amino acid transmembrane transporter activity. NCBI's taxonomy places the organism in Eukaryota, Metazoa, Arthropoda, Insecta, Diptera, Culicidae. The record is from RefSeq and is a predicted model, not a curated record. The transcript has 7 exons. Gene Ontology annotation, cellular component: vacuolar membrane. Bases 879 to 2204 code for a protein of 441 amino acids.
AAACAAUUUAACUGUACUGAGUUGUAUCACUUUUUCGUCGUUCAUUUUAAUAUGAAGUAAAAUAUGAAGAUGAAUCUAUGAGCAGUAACAUUGCAACCAAAGAGCAUGAAGAAUCGAAAGAUUAUCUCCUUAUUAGUAUGAUCAUUGAUUGUGAAGACGAAGCAGGUGGUCCAUGGAAAUGGAGUCACAGUAAUAACUUAUUACUGUACUAAUUAGUAAUUUUCCUUAACUGUCAAUAAAACCCAUAAGCAAUGUGUUAGUUGAGGAUCAUCAGGCGACAAGGGUGAUUAUCAUUCUCACAAUCCGAACCAAGUCUAAUUCACGCCGGACCAGUUUUGUUUCAUUUUGCCGCCAAUAGCAGGUAAUGAAAGACUCUUACGGAUCGACUGACUAUUGUUCUUUUCCAUCAAUAGAUCGUGCAGUUAAAACAAGACUUAAUACUUUCCAAAAGCUUAUCAAGCGUAAAAUGUGACAUUAGUGAUGGAGCACUAUUCGAUUAGAAAAGAAAUCCCCUGAACCCGGUAUGAAAUGUUCCGCCAACUGAAUACGAACACAUUCAACGUUACAACGUGUAUGUGGGCUGAACAAGUACAUUCACAGAAGCUGCAAUCGCAUGGCAUUACGGCUCGAUGUCGUUUUUUCUCUCUCGCAACAAUCACGAUUACCUUAUCUUGGAAGGCACAGUGCGCGUGCCUAUCGCCUUUAUCCGAAAAGAUGCGUCCAAGCAAUCGCGUUGUUUCAUUCGCGCGUCGAUCAUUCAACCGCUCUGUCAAACGAAAGCGUGCGUGAGAAUUGCGUGCAUACGUCACAGUGACAAGUGUAUUCGCUUCAUCACAUUGUGAUCGUUGCGUGAAGAAAGCAAGCACGAGGCACGAGAAAUGGAACUUCAUAAAACCGACAACGAAUCCAACAGUGGACUCGCCGAAACCGAAUACGAACCAUUCCGGCAUCGUCGCGUGAAGAAACCCAACUCUACCAAUGGCACGAUCAUUCACAUGCUUAAAGGGUCACUCGGAACCGGUAUCUUGGCUAUGCCGUCCGCUUUCCGUAAUGGAGGGCUGGUGUUUGGUGUUAUUGGAACUACGCUGGUGGGAAUAAUCUAUGCCCACUGCGUUUAUCUACUGGUAUCAACGUCUCAAAAAUCGUGCAAACGAACUCGCGUGCCCGUACUUGGGUUUUCAGAAACCGCACAAAGCGUUUUCCGCCACGGUCCGAUCGCCACACAACGUUUCGGAAAUGCUGCCAAAGCGUACAUCGAUUACUCUUUGCUGAUCGUCAGCUUCUUUUCCGUUUGCGUCUACUUGCUGUUCAUUGCAACAACACUACGGGAUGUUGUUAACAGUGAAAUCGGUAUCGACUGGGACACUCGUAUCUAUAUCCUGCUGACUGCACUGCCGUUAAUUUUCGUCACACAGGUACGAGAUCUUCGGUAUCUGGUACCGUUUUCAGCCCUUGCCAAUAUGCUGAUAUUGGUUACGUUCGGCAUCACGCUGUACUACAUAUUUCGGGAACCGAUAGACCUUUCCAACCGAGAACUGUUUCCAGAAAUUACCGCACUGCCAUCGUUCUUCGGCACGGUCGUAUACGCAGUAGAAGGGAUCGGUGUGGUACUUCCUGUUGAAAAUAAGAUGAAACACCCGCAACACUUUCUGGCCUGUCCGGGAGUUCUUAGCAUCGUACUGAGCUUUAUCACCGUGCUGUACAAUGUGACGGGAUUUUUCGGUUACGCACGUUACGGACCAGGCACGCGUGCUUCGGUGACGUUAAAUUUGCCGAGCGAAGAGAAACUUGCCUUAUCUACACAACUGCUUGCUGCCCUCGCCAUUCUUUUCACACUCGGUAUCUACUACUACGUGCCAAUGGACAUACUUUGGCGCAAGGUGAAGCAUCGCUUUCCAGCAGAACGGCACAAUAUCGCUCAGAUUGGUAUACGGUUCAGUAUUUUAAUUGCUAUGACUGCACUUGCACUGGGUGUACCGGAACUGGAACCAUUUAUCGGACUAGUUGGAUCGAUCUGCUCCGCCACACUUGGUCUACUAACACCGAUAGUACUGGAUACGGUGUUCCGUUGGUCCACUCCUGAUGCGUUUGGCGUUUUUCACUGGCGGCUGGUGAAAAAUGUCAUCCUGUUGGCGUUCGGUUUGUUCAUUCUCGUCGUCGGAACAUAUUUCAGCAUCAAGGAUAUUAUCGAUAUUUACGGGUAGAAGCAAUAGUCACGUAUAUACUACAUAUACUAGCUAUUCAUAACAAAUGAGCCAUUACGUCCACAGUACAAGACAAAAACGUUCUUACCAUUUUACGAAGCAAACAUUCAAACCUAGGUCAAUUAUUUUCUCAUCUGUAACUUCACCUACCAUAGUUCUAUGUGAAUGUAAUGUUUAUUUGCAAUCCUGGUCGAUCAACUAAUCUAUAGCAGUUAAUCAGCGUCAUUCCACGUGCGUGUUAAUCUCUACUGAAGCUUACAAUAAAUAUGUGCAUGCAGUAAGUAGUGUUUGACGGAAGCAGCUUAACUGACAGUCCUUAUAAGUCGUGUAUGCGUGUGUGGAUGGAGAGUUUGUUCUUCUAAUUAGCGAAACAGCACCGCAACUUGGGCCCGCGUCUAUAUUCUUUUACACCGCAUUGAAGAAUCGUUAUGCAAUCAAUUCCAGUCUCUAAUUUGCGAAAUAGGAUUAAGCUAGUUGAAAACUGGUUCAAUACUGAAUUGUAUAAAGUGUCUUUUCACAUUACCUAGCUUUUUCCGGAUUCUAAACACACACACGAUCGCUGUGGAGCUUUCUUUUUGAUUUGUAAAGCAAGAUAAAAAGAAAAACUUAAUACCUAGAAUAGAGAUGUUUAAAAAUCACUCUACAACGCAAAUUACACUUCCCGUCAUUUUCGCGAAUCAAUCGCCAUCAAUCACCGUUCAUCACGCAAAUAAAGGAAGUUAAAGAUUUGAUUUUUCCA